AUGAGAUGUGAUGAUGAUGAUGAUGAUGAUGAUGAUGAUGAUGAUGAUGAUGAUGAUGAUGAUGAUGAUGAUGAUGAUGAUGAUGAUGAUGAUGAUGAUGAUGAUGAUGAUGAUGAUGAUGAUGAUGAUGAUUUGAAUGAUGAUGAUGAUUUGAAUGAUGAGGAUGAUUUGAAUAAUGAUGAUGAUGAUGAUGAUGAUGAUGAUGAAGGUGAUGUUGAUAAUGAUGAUGAUUUUGAUGAUGAUGAUGAUGAUGAUGAUGAUGAUGAUGAUGAUGAUGAUGAUGAUGAUGAUGAUGAUGAUGGAUGA
Messenger RNA from Schistosoma curassoni, 306 nucleotides. NCBI's taxonomy places the organism in Eukaryota, Metazoa, Platyhelminthes, Trematoda, Strigeidida, Schistosomatidae. The record is from the annotation of a GenBank genome assembly.